Porites evermanni is the source of this 1244-nucleotide messenger RNA. The record is from the annotation of a GenBank genome assembly. NCBI's taxonomy places the organism in Eukaryota, Metazoa, Cnidaria, Anthozoa, Scleractinia, Poritidae.
AUGAGCUCUUCAGCUGUUGCUCUAGUUUUAUCUCUUUCCUUGUUCGCAUUAUCCAAAGGGUUAACUGAAGAGGCUGAGAAGGAAUUUGCCUCUGGUUUGCUUAACGUAUUGGACAUGGAACAGGCGCCUAAUAUAUCCAACCAUCGCCAUGACAUUCCUCGAUACGUCUUGAAUCUUUACAGAGGCAAGCUCCCAAAACUGUCUGACGUCGGCAGAGAUGCUUCGUUAGGCAGCACUACAAGAAUAUACUUUCCACAAGGUAACACUGCCGGAUAUUGCAAAUCCUUUAAAGCGUUUAAGGCAUUAAAUAGAUUGUAAUGAUCCACAUGAGGUGCCAACAAUUCUAUUUCUUGAUAAUAUGUGUUAGCAGGUAUAAUGUGUUUGUUUGCAUUCAUGAUUGAUUUUAAACAGAUCUUGGCAAGAGCGAAAGGAGAGUUAUCCUUUGGUUUAAAUUAUCCUGGGGUGGUGUAAGAAGGUCCCACAGAGUACGAAAGGCUGAGUUACAUCUUCAAGUGCAUUCGGCAGGUUUAGGAACAGUUAAGGUCAGCAUUCCUCGCAAGGGGCGGUCUUUGAAGCUAGGAGUUACUGCAGCCACGAAAUACUAUACCACAACAGUGUCUCCAGGUGUUCAUAAAUUAACCCAAGGCAGAUGGCUGGUAAUAAAUCUCACUAAAGCUUUGCCUGUUAAGGUCAGGAAAGACAUAAAAGAUUUACAAGUUAUAAUUACGACCACUCAUCUGCUUAGAAUUGCUACAAAAGGGAAAAGAGAACCGUUCCUUGUUGUUUUGACGGAUUCGAUUGAAUCAUCAAGUAAGUUUCAUCAAAUUCUGCCAAUGAUGAUAAGUCAACGUGAUGAAGAAAACACAACUGGCAACUUUGACACAACACAGAUGCAGGUAAACAUUAGAAGAACAAAGCGCUCGGACAUCAACUUCUGUCAAAAACGUCGAUUAUCUGUCCGAUUCCGCGACCUGAAAUGGGAUGAUUGGAUCAUCGCUCCAACACGAUUUGGAUUCCACUACUGUGACGGUCAUUGUCCACGAACUCUGAGCCAGCAAUCAAACCCGACUAAUCACGCAAUUCUACAGAACAUUCUGCACCAUCGGCUCAGUAAGAAGAUCCCUGCGGCCACAUGUGUUCCAACUGAACUGCACUCCAUAAGCCUGCUCUACUAUGAAAAAGAUGACUCGAUCGUCCUGAAGGACGUGCCUGGUAUGGUGGCAUCUAACUGCGGCUGUCGUUAA